UCAUAAUUCCUACAAAUAGUGGAAAAUAUAGAAAAAUGAACAAAACGCAAUUAGUGAAAUAUAUAAUAGCAUUUUUAAUUGGCAUGCUUUCGCUGAUCGGUUUAAAUUCCAACAUCUAUUCCUGGCGUACCAAGAGAUUUUAUGUUAACUACUUUUUGGUGGUCUGGUGCAUAACGAUAAUUAUACUCUUUACCAUGAUUUAUAUACGCCGUUUGUAUUAUGAAAUCAUAACCGAGGAAUUGGAUUUAAAAAAUGCAGUGACAUUGUAUUAUUACAUGAAUAUAUUUGGUGCCGCCACCAAUUACCUAUCACAAUUACUAAACACCAAAUCUGCUGUGGAUUUCUUCAAUGUGGUGCAGUUAUUUGAAACUAUGGAAUAUGUUGAUGUGGAAAUGGAAGUAAUACAAUCUUCUAUUCUCUUGGUCACAUUGAAAACCAUUAUUUUUCCCAUUAUCAUCGAAAUUACUUUGAUAUUAAGACAACUGCGAGACGAUGAUGAGGAUAGAAGUCUGCUGUGGACGGUUUAUACUUUGUAUCCUUUAGUCAUAGCCAAUAUUAUACCGAAUUGUUUAUUUGGUAUCUUUGUCAUAUGUAGACAAUUUACUAUGGCCUUAAAUCGUCAAAUGAGAGAGUUGGAGAAAGAGGCAAAUUUCCUACAGAAUAUUGAACAAAUUUGUUUGCACAAACGUUUCUAUCGCAUGCAAAAGUUUUGCAAUUUAGCGGAUAAAUUGGAUGAAUUGGCGGAAAAGUAUUCGUUGAUCUGUUCUCAGACAUUGGCGUAUAUGAGUUUGUGUACGACCCCAUUGAUGGCUUCAUUAUUGUGUAAUCUUUUUGGCAUUACGGCGGGUUUCUUUCGUCAGUAUUAUGCUUUGGCCGAUACUUUAAUCAAUGAAGAGAGUUAUGAUGUCUUUAAUGCCGUAACGAAUGGUGUUUUUUUGAUAAUAUCGUUUUUGGAAAUAGCAUUACAUAGUUUGGUAGCUGAUCAGAGCAUUGAAGCGGUGAAAGAGACUGGUUUAAUAUUGAAACGCAUCAAAUUGGAUAAUGCUGAUGUCCGUUUUAAAAAAGCAGUUGAAAAGUUCUCAUUUGAAAUAUUGGUUAUAGAUUUUAAAAUACAACCUAUGAGAUUAUUAAAUAUUGAUUUGGGUUUAUUACAUGAUGUUUUAUCGGCUGUAACAAGUUUUCUGCUAAUUUUAAUACAAAGUGAUUUGACUUUGAGAUUUUCAUUGAAAUAAACAACAAAUAUUUUCCAAUUGUUUUGAAAAUAAAAAAACAUUUUACUGAAAUUUCUUUUACUUAAGAAAGGAAUACACAAAAUUUUUCAAUAAUGGAUGUUGAGUUGGAAGCUUUCGGUGCUACUUCGAAACAAAAUCGUGCUAUACCUUGGAAACAACGUUCUAGAUAUAAUAAAUGUUUAGUGAUUAGUAUUGUUUGUAUAGUUCUUGUAUGUAUCUUUAAUUUGAUUGGUUUAGUGGCAUUUUAUUGUGUUUUUAAGCGUCACGAACAAAAUUUGUAUAUAAAAGAUCAUCAUAUGUUGGAGGAACAAUAAAAUGUAAUUGUACAUAAUAAAUGUAUGCAUAUA
Messenger RNA from Calliphora vicina (urban bluebottle blowfly), 1579 nucleotides. It is a transcript of the gene Gr94a, whose product is annotated as Gustatory receptor 94a. Gene Ontology annotation, biological process: sensory perception of taste. NCBI's taxonomy places the organism in Eukaryota, Metazoa, Arthropoda, Insecta, Diptera, Calliphoridae. The transcript is spliced from 3 exons. The coding region runs from base 36 to 1232 and encodes 398 amino acids. Gene Ontology annotation, cellular component: membrane. The record is from RefSeq and is a predicted model, not a curated record.